CAAGUGAAGGCAAGAGUGAGCAAUAUAAUGGCAUGUUGAAAUCGGCAGGAAUUCUUAAAAUCCGUCUUUGAAGGACAGAAUACCAACAUACAGAAAUGAGCGGAUUCAACCCCGAAAAUGCUUCCACCCUUGAGAACGCCAUGCAGCUGAUGAUCCAGACCUUCCACAAGUACUCUGGCGACGAGGGCGACAAGUACACCCUCAGCAAAGCCGAGCUCAAAGAGAUGCUCACAACAGAGCUGGGCAGCUACCUCGGGCACGCCAAGGACCAAGACGCCGUAGAAAAGGUCAUGGGCGACCUCGACUCGAAUGGCGACGGAGAGGUCGACUUCACCGAGUUCAUCAUUCUCGUUGGGGCACUCACCGUAGCCUGUAACGACUUCUUCCUCGAGUACCACCAAGACGACAAGAAGGCACCCGCCAAGAAGGAUUAAAAUGUAAAAUAAAUAACCAUCAACUCAGUCUUUUUAUGUUAAAACAACAUGACACGUUUGAAGUAGAGGAUGUGGAGAGAGAAGGGUAGGCCUGCCAGGUCGUGGUUUUGACCAUCAUACACUUACAUCAGUGGCUCAAGGAAAGUUCAUGGUAUGUGAGCUGCUGGGAGAAGCGACGUUAGCUGCUAGACAUCCAAAAGCAAAUUUGCUUGGUAGUUUUGAAGGAUGAAAUGUUUAGGAAAUUAAAUGUCAAUGACGGUCAUUGUUGACUUUGUGAAUAUUUUCUUUUGCUUUUCAUUCGUUUUUAACCUAUUCAUUUGUUAAUUUAACCAAC
Messenger RNA from Engraulis encrasicolus (European anchovy), 768 nucleotides. It is a transcript of the gene s100t, whose product is annotated as S100 calcium binding protein T. Gene Ontology annotation, cellular component: cytoplasm. The record is from RefSeq and is a predicted model, not a curated record. NCBI's taxonomy places the organism in Eukaryota, Metazoa, Chordata, Actinopteri, Clupeiformes, Engraulidae. Gene Ontology annotation, molecular function: transition metal ion binding; calcium ion binding; calcium-dependent protein binding. The coding region runs from base 96 to 434 and encodes 112 amino acids. The transcript has 3 exons.